Acaulospora morrowiae is the source of this 381-nucleotide messenger RNA. NCBI's taxonomy places the organism in Eukaryota, Fungi, Glomeromycota, Glomeromycetes, Diversisporales, Acaulosporaceae. The record is from the annotation of a GenBank genome assembly.
AUGGCUUGUCAAGAGGAAUCCAUGUCUCAUAUGGUUCAUUUAGUAAAUAAUGAGCGUAGAAAAGCUGGUGUUAGGGAUCUGGUGUGGGAUUCUCGUCUAGCAAAGGCCGCUCAGGAUCAAUGCAAUUAUAUGGCAUCAUACGGUUUGACGCAUGAAAAUCAUAUAUCCGGUAGCAUUGGGACUAGGGUUAGUGCUCACCAUUUUUUGUGGUCUGGCUGUGCUGAAAAUAUAGCACACGGACAUGAAGAUGCAAAUGCAGCUAUAAGAGGAUGGUUAAACUCUGAAGGCCAUAGAAAAAAUAUGCUUAAUCCAAAUUAUACUCAUUUUGGGGCUGGAUUUUUGAAUGGUUAUUGGGCUCAGGUCUUUGGACGUGAAAUGUAG